Dermacentor andersoni is the source of this 734-nucleotide messenger RNA. The record is from RefSeq and is a predicted model, not a curated record. NCBI's taxonomy places the organism in Eukaryota, Metazoa, Arthropoda, Arachnida, Ixodida, Ixodidae.
UGUGGUAUAUACAGCACUAGAGUGCGCAGUGUAGUUCGAAACUGUUGGCAGUGGUUUGCAGUUACGAGAAAUGGCUGCUUCAACUAUCUGGUAGAGAAUUUCCGUGCCCCUCCUACUGUUCUUCAAGAUAUUAAUGUCAAAAGCGGGAUGGUCAAGCAGCUUCAUGUAGCCCUUCUGCUGACCAUAGCUUCAAUAUUGAUGGAGUGUAAGUUUCCGUUACUGAGAAGAAAGACAUGGAAUAUAAGAAAGUUCGCAGAUACAUCAGAAUACAUUUGGACAUACACUACGAGUGACACAGAGAAUAUUCGAUGCAAAGUGGACGUUAAACAGUUUGCAACCCCAUCGUCACUAUUCUUUAAUAGGUGGUACAAGUUAGGGACGGAAAAGACUUAUAAGGGCUUCAAAGCAGUCUUUGAUAAGAAGCACAAGGAAUGUAUGACGCUUCAUAUGAGAGGUUACAUUGAGUCUGAGUGUACUGUUUAUCACGAUAAGCGCUCUGGCUGCGCUGUUAUUAGAGUGAAGACAGAAAAUGCGCAAACUACCUAUUAUGACCUUCGAGUUCAGGACUCCUUCAUAGUGGAAGGCCCUAGCUCUAAGUGCUUUCGAAUGUUUGCGAAGCAGGCGGUUCAAGGACAUGUUAUUUAUGACGCGCAAUGUAAGGAGAUAUUUGCUCACAAUGCGAAGUCAUCAGUGUCUAUGCGAUAGCCCAUGAAUAAAAAACAAUUUGGAGAGGA